AUGAUCGAACAUAAAUGUUGUGAAUAAAUAAAAUAAUAAUAAUAAGAACAUUAAUAAUUAAUGCUUUAAGCAUAAAAACAAUUUGAAGAAGAAAAGAAAAAACUCGAAUAUUAAUAUAUUUAAAUGAAUGAAUAGCUAAAUUAAAUAAAAUAAGAGUAUGAAGAGAAACUAAAUGAAUUUGAAUUUUUAUUAAAAGAAUCUUAAGAAAAAAUAUUAUAACUUCAAACUUAAUUUGCAGAUGACCCUCUAAUAAAAACGAUCUAAGAAAAUCCAGAAAUCUUGAAAUUUUUAAAUGAAAAAAUUCAAAAUGAAGUCGAAUAAAAAGAUGUAGAGAAUUUAAUGGAAUAAAAAAUAAUUGAAAUCGAAGAAUAAAAUGAAUAAAAAGAUAAAAUAAUAAAAUAAAUGGGUGAAAAUAUUUAAUUAAAAGACUUAGAAAUAUAAAAAAUGGAAGAAUUAAUAGAAAAAUUCAAAUCUUUGUUUUAACAUAUGAAUGAAGAAAAAAAUAUCUUAACUGAAGAAAAUGAAAGAAUAAAUAAUGAACUAGAAUAAUUUAAAUAAUUAUUUACUGAAAAUUUACAUUUAUUUAAUAUUGAUUAAAAUAAUAUAAAUGAAAACUAAGAAAAUGAGAAUGAUUAAGAGUAUAAUUAAAAUUAAGAAGAUUACGAGUAAUAAUAAGAAUAUGAUUAAUAGUAAGUAGAAUACAAUUAAGAAUAGGAUGGAGAAUACUAGAAUAAUGAUCAAAAUGAUGAAAGUGAUUUAUAUGAAGAAUAAAAUUAAGUUUAAGAAGAAGACUAAGAUUAAGAUUAAGAUUAAUAAUGA
Ichthyophthirius multifiliis is the source of this 819-nucleotide messenger RNA. RefSeq lists its product as hypothetical. The transcript is spliced from 4 exons. The record is from RefSeq and is a predicted model, not a curated record. NCBI's taxonomy places the organism in Eukaryota, Ciliophora, Oligohymenophorea, Hymenostomatida.